ACCAUGGGCGCCACGCGGCUAGGCCGAUAUCAAGCUUGGUACGAGUCUAGACUUCUUACACAGAUGAACAUCAUGCUAAUAGUCUCAGCGACCGAUGCCGCACACGACAUAUCCGUUUGUGCCUCGGAGGUACCCAGACGUACUUCACCUCCGAGCGAGAGCCCGGGAGUUGUGAUCGGGGAAGAUCAUACAGAAUCCGGGGCUUCCAUCCAGGUGGAUUCUGUGGAUGACGCUGGGGUGUCAGACGAUUUUCUCUUGGGUCUCGGUAGUCCAGAGAGUUCUGUCGAGCUGACUACGAAUGCGUCGAGUUCGCCGGAAACGCCAAAUUCUCUCAUAGCUCGAGGUAAUCUUAUAUCUCCUGAGGGUGCAGAGAAGCUGCCUUGGCCGUUGGAGUCCCCAUUCGAGGCGUCACUUCUCAAAUAUUUUCUCACGACCCUUUCCCCUUGGUUUGACUACUGUGAUCCAUACCAGCACUUCCGCACUUAUAUUGGCAAUAACGCCGCAACUGAGAUCACGCUCCUAUACGCUGCCCUGGCGGUUUCCGCUCGCCACCAAAGCACAUCCCUCAACUGGCAGAGUCAUGUCGCAGACGAGUACCAGAAGCGCUGCCUCCGAAGCCUCAUAGCGGCACUGAAUGACCAGGAGACGGCGCUGCCUGAUACGAUCCUGGCUUCGGCAGCGAUCCUCCGCUUCUUCGAAGAGAUGACCGAAACCCCCGAGGACUCCACCCGUACUCACCAUAUGCUAUCCGCCCAACUUCUCCUCCGCAUCACCGAAGGCCAUGUUUUCCGCUCGAGCUUUACCGACGCUGUAUUCCUCGUCGUACUUCGAUCCGAGAUCUACGUAGCCAACCUCACGCAACGCCCAAUAGGCAACCUAGCCGACCACUGCAACAUCGACACCUCAUUGGAACCCACGUCCGAACGAAUGUGGGCUCUUCGAGCCAUCGCUCACGUCGCAAAAGUAACCAACCUCGCCUACGGCGAGGGUGCCGUCAAUCCGACCCAAAACCACCACUGGGAGUGCCUAAUGCAGUACAUCGAAGACUGGGAGCGUCUGUGUCCUGAAUCAUUCCGGCCGAUAUAUUCGCAGAAACAGAUCUCGCCCGACAAUCCGUUUCCGCAGCUGUACUAUGCGAAUGAUUACCACGUUGCCGCGCGGCAGCAUAUUGAACUUGCGCGGGUGCUUUUGCUGGCCUCGUGUCCGCAGAGCUGUCUCUCACGUAUUCAGCAGAGGAGGAGGGGCAGGAGUAAUAAUGAUCGGAUACGAGAUAGUGCUCGGAUUAUCUGUGGGGUGGCCAUGUCAAACCCGGAGUUUACACAGGCGCUGGUGGGUGCGGGUCUUGUGAUUGCGAUAUGUGGGGAGCUGUUUGAUGAUCCGGCUGAAACUACACUCCUGUUCCAGAUUCUCUCAGAGGCGGAGUCGCACCUUGGGUGGCCGUGUUUGAAGGCGAAGGAGUAUCUGAGGGGACUUUGGCGGGUUUAG
Molecule: messenger RNA, 1485 nt
Organism: Aspergillus nomiae NRRL 13137
Lineage: Eukaryota; Fungi; Ascomycota; Eurotiomycetes; Eurotiales; Aspergillaceae
Exons: 5
Coding region: 4-1485 (493 amino acids)
Biological process (GO): positive regulation of transcription by RNA polymerase II
Cellular component (GO): nucleus
Molecular function (GO): DNA-binding transcription factor activity; transcription cis-regulatory region binding
Source: RefSeq, a predicted model, not a curated record